AGGAGACCCCGGUCGGCUACCCACAAAGCCCCGCGAAGAAAGCGUUCCGGAAAUGACGUACUCUGGCGGAGACUCGAGUGUGUCGUCACUCGAGUGCGCCGCACGUCGGGCUCUUUCUCUCGCUGCUGGAUCCGGCGCUGGGGUCUGGUCUUGCUUGCAAAAAUCUCCCAGGGACCAGAGAAGAGAGGGGGAUGUCAGACGUAGAAACAAAUGGCGUGUCAAGUUUGCAGGAAGAGAGAGAAGAGUGAAGUUCCGGGAGCCGACCGCGAUUGGUCGCGCAUUCUAUGACGUCCCACGGCAGAGGCCAAAGGGAUUCCUGGGGCAGCCUCGAGGGAAAGAAUUCUGGCGCGCAGGGCUGGGCCCUCUGUAUAAUGUAAGACCAGAGGCUUUAUUUAGUGAAUUCCCUGUAACCCCGGCGCCUUGGACAAAUAGGUAUUCAAGUGUUUGUUUCCUGAAAAAAUACUCUGAAUUAAUCUACUCACAUGUAAAAAAUAAUAACCGUCUGAGAAACGCCAGUAAUAACAGCCAAACGUUUGUUACAUUUACAGUGUGCCAGAAAGUGCAUUUUACGUGUAUUAUUAUCACAUUCCUCAGAACAGCCUAAUGACGUAUAUAUUACUAUAAUGCCUGUUUUUCAGAUGAGGAAACUGAGGCAUAGAAAGGAUAAUUUACUCAAGAGUGAGGAAGUAGCAAGCGUAAAAUCCAAAUCUUCUGCAUGUAGUAAUAGCUACAGUGAAGUAACUUUAAAUCGCUGUAGGUAUCAAUUAUAGUGUAAUUCCCAGGAAUUAAUUUACUAAGAAAUUUUCUCUUCUCUUUCACCAUUCAUGGAGAGAUAUAUACCCCUAAAUAUUUUGCACAUUUAAAACUUAAACUUGCUGGGCGUGGUGGCUUAUGCCUGUAAUCCCAGCGUUUUGGGAGGCUGAGAUGGAAGGAUUGCUUGAGGCCAGGAGUUCCAGGCCAGCCUGGGCAACAUAGUAAGACCCCGUAGCUACAAAAAAAUUGUUGAAAAAUUAACCAGGCACGGUGGUGCCUCUGUAGUACUAGCUACUCAGGAGGUUGAGGUAGUAGGAUCACUGGUGCCCAGCAAUUCCACCCUGCAGGGAGGUAGGAUCACCACACUGCACUUCAGCCUGGGCGACAGAGUGGGACCAUGUCCGAAAAAAUAAAUAAAUAAUAAAACUUGCAGAUAGGUUCUGAAUGUUUAUUGUAUGCAUCCUCUAUGAUGUAUCAUUUUAUUGGAGAUUAUUGCAUUGUCUACAAAAAUAAGAACUCUGAGGAUGCCAAAAGAUAAACCUUGAAAGAGGACUAGAAGUGAGAUCCUCAAGAAACAAAAAGCUGAGAAGUGUUUUGCAAUUUUUCUUAACCAUUUAUGUAUGUAAUAUUUUAUGUCUAGAAACUGAAUUUCAGAUCUGAGAGGAAACUUAAAAGUUUCUCAGUCUAGUUCUUUCAUGUUAGUGCCAAGAAAACUGAUCAGAAAGAGAUUACAUGACUUGCCCAAAAUUGAACAGUCCUAAAUCUGGGCCUAGGCAGGCAUCUGAGUGUCUUAAAUUGGAGUUAAAUGUAUUAGCAUCAUGGUAUUAACAUCAUGAUAUUCCAUAUCUCAAAUCCGAUUUUAUUUUCAUUACAGUAGUGAAAUAAGUGUGAUUAGUUAUUAUCCCCAUUUCCUUCCCUGGGAGGCACAUUGUUUUAGUAUCAAAAACAGCUAGCUUGUAAGAAUCCUGGGCUAGAAACCUGACCUCAUUUCAAGUUUUACUCUGUUGCACUGAGACCUUGGGUGAGUUACUCAGUUUCUCAGCCUCAGUCCCCUCAUCAGGAAAAUGUGGUGUUAACACUUUCUGUGAAGAAUGAUCAAAGGAGUGGAGAUUAUAGAGAUUAUAAACACACUUGGCACAGAGUAAGUUUAAGAACUGGCAGCUGGUUUUUAUAAAGUUAACAGUCAUAGAAGAGAGGAAAGGGCAGGCUUUGGAGUGACUCAGAGUUGGAUUAUAACCUUGGCUUCUUUAAUCACCUAGGACAUAUACUCUCCAACUGUAGCUUCCUUCCCUCUGAGAUGGAAAUUAUAAGCCAUCUUGCAGUGUUUUGAGGAUUGGAGUUAGUGUAUAAAAUGCCUCUUCUGUUGGCUCUCCUUGGAGAUUUGUCGUAUCCUAUUGAUUGUCAUCAAAGGAAAGAAGUGGCAGGAUGAUGGCAUAAGAGGGAAGAACCUUGAGUUUAAUAGUCUGAAAAAGUGGUUACAGGUUAUUGCUGUGCUUUUUUCUCUCUGUGGGUUUCUGAACCCAUCACCUAACCUGAAGCCUCUAACUUCAUCUGCAGAAAUGUUUUGUGCCAGGUAAGAUGUCUUUUUUUCUCCCAGUACUUCCCAGUUUAAAACUAAGGGUACUUCGUUGGUUAAAACUAAUUCUAUUAAUAUUAUUCUAGGUGCCUGUAAAGCAGAACUCUUGAGAUCGAAGGAGUGUUGUCUGAGGGAAAAAAAAAAAAAAUCACCAUUAAGAGAGGAGGAACUUGAAUGAGAUUUACAUACCCUCUCUCUUCCAAGGGAGGAGAGAAUGUUUGGUGAUGCCUGCCCACUCCUUCUGGGCAGACCCCUUGUAGCAUGGAACAUUGGAGAAUUUGCAGUCUGCUAACUGUUUCUGAUUUAGGAGGUUGGUGGGGAGGCCUUUUAAUUUGCAUUUCUAACAAGUUCUGAGGUGAUGCUUCAAAUAUGUCCAGGCAGAAGGGCUGCCUCACAGUGAUUUCUGCCAUACCACAUGGGAAUUGAAUUCACAGGUAUCUCUAACCCUUGAGCCUGAAACCAAAAGACUCAAAAACAAACACUAAGUGGACAAAGAAUAUCUCAGAAUUUCUGUGGAGACCAGUGACACGAGGGUCUCUCUCUUCUCAUCUUGGCACUUCAGAAAUCUCCCGAGUCUGGAUAUAGCAGUGGGGAAGGGUGGGGCCUCCCGUUGAUAAGAUUGUCACUGCAGAUAAAUGGAGCUUUCAAAUUGAAAGAAAGAAGGAGGGCUUCCCGUUGAUAAGAUUAUUGUCACUGUAGGUAAAUGGAGGCUUCAAAUAGAAAUAAGUUUCAGUUACAGAAAAGAAAAUAUCUUUGUUUUACACAUUUGAGUUUGCAGACCUAAGGUUCCUCCUGCCACACUAUCAUCUGUAACCCUAAGGCACUCAACAUUUUAAGCUAACGAUAAGGAUUUUCACUUCACUCACAGAUCCUAAGGUUUUAUUCACUAACAUUUUUAUUUGGUGACGAUAGUUGACAAGAACAAAGCUGUGGGGAACAAACAAAACACUGUGGUGCCUGGCAUUGCCACCUCACUAGAUUGUGAGUUCCUCUGGGACAGGGUCCAUACAUUUCCUUCUUAUCCCUCACUUAGCCAUUAGCAUGCACAGUGCUUGUAUUUAGUAGGUGCUCAAUAAAUGUUUGUGGAAUGAAUGCAUGAUGAACCAAAUCUAUACUGAGGACUCU
Cebus imitator (Panamanian white-faced capuchin) is the source of this 3454-nucleotide messenger RNA. RefSeq lists its product as uncharacterized. The transcript is spliced from 2 exons. NCBI's taxonomy places the organism in Eukaryota, Metazoa, Chordata, Mammalia, Primates, Cebidae. The record is from RefSeq and is a predicted model, not a curated record. The coding region runs from base 53 to 604 and encodes 183 amino acids.